GUAGUCUAUGUGUGUACGCAUGUAUUAUUUCUGCUUAUCUCUGAUAUAUGAAAAGCAGAACAUUUUAGGGAUUAAGAUAUUUGCCUCCAUUGCUGUUUGUAAGCCUCUGCCCCUGACCAGGCACUGCUUGCUGCUGGGAAUGUGAUAAAUGAGAGUGCCUGCCCUUGGCUGGUUCACAGUCUGUUCCGGAGACAGAUAAGUAAGGCAACAGUUCAGUAAGGUGCGGAUGCUGCUGCGAUAGGAACACAAAUACAGCUUUGAGCUCCUGCAGCUCAUGAUUCUUCAGGGGCUUAUUGGCUCGUCCUACUCGCUCUUUACUCAGUGUAUUUGAAGAAGAUGCUGGCACCCUCACGGAUUAUACCAACCAGCUGCUCCAGGCGAUGCAGCGUGUCUACGGAGCCCAGAAUGAGAUGUGCCUGGCCACUCAACAGCUUUCUAAGCAACUGCUGGCAUAUGAAAAACAGAAUUUUGCUCUUGGCAAAGGGGAUGAAGAAGUAAUUUCAACACUCCACUAUUUUUCCAAAGUAGUGGAUGAGCUUAAUGUUCUCCAUACAGAGCUGGCUAAACAGUUGGCAGACACAAUGGUUCUACCUAUUAUACAAUUUCGAGAAAAAGAUCUCACAGAAGUAAGCACUUUAAAGGACCUUUUUGGACUCGCCAGCAAUGAGCAUGAUGUCUCAAUGGCAAAAUAUAGCCGGCUUCCUAAAAAAAAGGAAAAUGAGAAGGUGAAGACUGAAGUGGGAAAAGAGGUGGCCGCUGCCCGGCGGAAGCAGCACCUUUCAUCCCUGCAGUACUACUGUGCCCUCAACGCGCUGCAGUACAGAAAGCGGGCGGCCAUGAUGGAGCCCAUGAUAGGCUUUGCCCAAGGACAGAUUAACUUCUUUAAGAAGGGGGCAGAGAUGUUUUCCAAACGUAUGGACAGCUUUUUAUCCUCCGUUGCAGACAUGGUUCAAAGCAUUCAGGUGGAACUGGAAGGCGAAGCAGAGAAGAUGCGGGUGUCCCAGCAAGAGUUACUUUCUGUCGAUGAAUCUGUUUACACCCCGGACUUUGACGUGGCUGCACCACAGAUCAACAGGAACCUCAUCCAGAAGGCUGGUUACCUUAACCUUAGAAACAAAACAGGGCUGGUCACCACCACCUGGGAGAGACUUUACUUCUUCACCCAAGGCGGGAAUCUCAUGUGUCAGCCCAGGGGAGCCGUGGCUGGAGGUUUGAUCCAGGACCUGGACAACUGCUCCGUGAUGGCGGUGGAUUGUGAAGACCGACGAUACUGCUUCCAGAUCACCACUCCUAAUGGAAAAUCGGGGAUAAUCCUCCAGGCAGAGAGCAGAAAGGAAAACGAAGAGUGGAUAUGCGCCAUCAACAACAUCUCCAGGCAGAUCUACCUGACUGACAACCCCGAGGCAGUCGCCAUCAAGUUGAAUCAGACGGCUCUGCAGGCAGUGACUCCCAUUACAAGUUUUGGAAAAAAACAAGAAAGCUCCUGCCUCAGCCAGAACCUGAAAAAUUCAGAGGUGGAAAAUGACAAGACUGUUCCCAAAGCAGCAGUCAGUGAACCUGAAGCAGAACAACUGAUUGCACCUGGAACACCGAUUCAGUUUGAUAUUGUACUUCCUGCUACGGAAUUCCUGGAUCAGAACAGAGGGAGCAGGCGUAUCAACCCUUUUGGUGAAACUGAGGAUGAAUCUCUUCCAGAAGCAGAAGAUUCGCUUUUGCAACAGAUGUUUAUAGUUCGGUUUUUGGGAUCAAUGGCUGUUAAAACAGACAGCACCACUGAAGUGAUUUAUGAAGCGAUGAGACAAGUAUUGGCUGCUCGGGCUAUUCAUAACAUCUUCCGUAUGACAGAAUCCCACCUGGUGGUCACCAGUCAAACCCUGAGGUUGAUAGAUCCUCAGACCCAAGUAUCAAGAGCCAACUUCGAACUUACCAGUGUCACACAAUUUGCUGCUCAUCGAGAGAACAAGAGACUAGUAGGCUUUGUCAUCCGUGUUCCCGAGUCCACAGGAGAAGAGUCUCUAAGCACGUACAUUUUUGAAAGCAACUCAGAAGGCGAAAAGAUAUGUUAUGCUAUUAAUUUGGGAAAAGAAAUUAUUGAGGUUCAGAAGGAUCCAGAAGCAUUGGCUCAAUUAAUGCUGUCCGUACCACUAACCAAUGAUGGAAAAUAUGUGCUGUUAAACAGUCAACCAGAUGACAAUGACGGAAGUCUAAGUGAAAAUCGAGGGGCAGAAUCUGAAGCAUAACUCACUUGCGCCUGUGGGGGAAGAGCACACAGGAAGGGGAGCUACCUCCUUAAGGGUUUUCAACUUCUCUGACAUACAGGCACACUGACCUGCUUUCAGAAUGCUGACAAUCAUUUGUGGAAUGUACUCUUGAUGCCUUGAUACUGAGACUUGGGAGGGAAACAGUAAGAAAUGGUUGACAACAUUCCUACUCAUCUACAGAUGUUAUUUUAGGUGCUUUGUGUUAAGUCCUUUUCUUAGAUCGCAUUGUUCAGCACUCAGAACAGUUAUGAAAAAUGCAUUGUUCACUUUAUUUGAAUGUCAUCUCUUUUCAGUUUCCAGUAUCCUUUUUUAAAAAUGGAAAAAGCCUAGAUUUACACUUUGAUAAACACUAAAUAUUUCCUAUUAAUAUAAUCUAUUUUUAUAUUUUACUUAAUGAGCUUUAAGUGCCUGUCAUUCUGAAAAGUAUUUAUAAUCCAGCACAUAAUUGGGUCAUAAAUGGACCUAAUAGCAUUAUUUUGUGCAGUUAGGUGACAAGCACUACUUUGAAGCCCAAGCACUAGUAGAGAUAGAUGCAGGUCUAGUUUUGGUAACUGUUCCAAACAUCAUAAUAAAAAGACUAGCCAAUGAGUACCACAAAAGAUGGUUUACAGUGGAGCCUUACUGAACCAGCAUUCAGAAGUUUAAGGUCCUCCUAGAUACAAUUAUUUUAGUGGUGAAUCACUGUGGACAGGGUGCAGCUCUACCAGUUCCUGUUUCUUCUGAGCCAUACCCUCCCCUCAAGGAGGAACCAAUUAAUUUUAAAACUCACUUGAAGCACAACUGGUUAUGGGGCUUGGGAUACAGUUCCUGUUUCCACCCUGAUACUUCUGGUUCCUAGAAUCCCAGCCCACUCCCCUAUCCCUCCUACCCACCCCUCCCUACCUAUGAAAUAAGAAUAAUAAUGAUCUUGUAUUGGUACAGUGUGUUUAAUUGUAACCCAAGUUCAACAGACUUAUCAUCUUUGUAAUAAAUUAACCUAUCAAUAAAAAUUAUUCUGUCUUUUG
Messenger RNA from Lemur catta (Ring-tailed lemur), 3265 nucleotides. It is a transcript of the gene APPL2, whose product is annotated as adaptor protein, phosphotyrosine interacting with PH domain and leucine zipper 2. The transcript has 21 exons. The record is from RefSeq and is a predicted model, not a curated record. Gene Ontology annotation, biological process: signaling. The coding region runs from base 381 to 2240 and encodes 619 amino acids. NCBI's taxonomy places the organism in Eukaryota, Metazoa, Chordata, Mammalia, Primates, Lemuridae. Gene Ontology annotation, cellular component: endosome membrane; cytoplasm. Gene Ontology annotation, molecular function: protein binding.